Symbiodinium pilosum is the source of this 1608-nucleotide messenger RNA. Lineage: Eukaryota; Dinophyceae; Suessiales; Symbiodiniaceae. The record is from the annotation of a GenBank genome assembly.
AUGACGGGCCAGAUGAACUCACGCCUGAACAAUGAUUUGCGGCAAGCGCUGUCGCCAGCAACUGUGAAGCAAGUAAGCAUCAUCAUGAAUGCUUUCGUGGCCAACAUAGUGAUGCUGAUUGUUGGUUUCGGUAUCUGCCUCCAAGCGUCUUGGAGACUCACAGUCCUCGCUUUCACGGUGCUCACUCCUGUGGUGCACAUCUCUGCGGAGUUCAGCACCUGGGCCUCCAAGCUGAUGAUGUCUCAGUGGACCUACCUGGCUGAUGCAUCCGGCGCCGCCACACAGGCUCUCACCAACAUCCGCACGGUCCGAAUGUUCGGAGCACGGACCAUCGAAAUGGAGAAGUAUGAGGGGCACAUUCGCAAGUCGAUGGAUGUAGGUUUACGGUCCGCCUGGGGUCAGGGUGCAGCUGGACUCCUCUCGGCACUGGUGCAGCAGGGGGCUUCCUUCAUCAUCCUGUACUAUGGUGGACAUCUGGCGCUUAAGCACGAGUUCGAGGUCGGGUCCAUCAUCACCUUCACCUAUCUCUGGAAUCGGCUCAGUGGUGCGUUCACUUCCCUCAAUGAGAACAUCAAUCAGCCAGUGAAGGCUGUUAGUGCUGGGCAGCGAGUGUUCGAAAUCCUGGACUUGCAGCCAGACAUCCCGGAGGAGGAGGGCGACCCCUUCCCUGAGGAGUCGAAACAGGUGGGCAUUCGAUUUGAGAACGUGGAGUACACAUACCUGUCCAGACCCGACAAGAAGGUUUUGGACGGAGUAACCUUGGACAUUCGCGCUGGCAAGACGACGGCUAUCGUGGGCAAGAGCGGAUGUGGAAAGUCCACACUGAGCAAGCUCGUGCUGCGCUUCUACGAUCCGCAGGGUGGUGCGGUCUUCUUGAACGCUACCGAGCUGCAGUGUAUGCAUCUUCUGCAGUAUCGCAACAAAGUGGGCGUGGUCUCGCAGGACACACAACUUUUCCGGAUGACCGUCACAGAGAACAUCACCUACGGUCUCCGUGCCACGGAGUACACCAUGGAGGAUGUGGAGCGAGCAGCGAAGCUCGCAAACGCCGACGAGUUUAUUCGGGCAUUGCCAGAAGGGUACAGCACCAUGAUCGGCGAGAGUGGACACGACCUGAGCGGCGGUCAGAAGCAGCGGCUCAGCAUUGCGCGAGCUCUUGUCCGCAGGCCACGGAUCCUUCUACUUGAUGAGGCAACCUCUGCGCUGGACGCAGAGAACGAAGCCAUGGUGCAGGCGGCCUUGGACUCCUUGAUGCACCAGAUGCAGGGUACCUGCACAAUCAUGGUCAUCGCUCACCGGCUCUCUACCAUCAAGGACGCUGACCGCAUCAUCGUCCUGCAUGAAGGUCAGGUGGUGGAGCAGGGUACGCAUGACGAGCUCCUGCAGAUCAAGGAAGGCCGCUACGCCACCAUGAUCGCCAGACAGCUUCAAGGUGGAUCAGCUGAUGGCGGUGCAGACGGAGAGGAAGGGUCAAAGGAGAAGAAGGUGGAGGAUGCGAUUGCUGAGAUCAUGGCCAUCGUAGAGAGCGUGAACGAGGACAAGCGCAAGGAAGUUCUCAUGGGCAUCAUGAAAAAGGCCAAGGGUGCAGGCAAAGGCAAAGGGUCUUGA